Synchiropus splendidus (mandarinfish) is the source of this 958-nucleotide messenger RNA. RefSeq lists its product as uncharacterized. The transcript has 5 exons. NCBI's taxonomy places the organism in Eukaryota, Metazoa, Chordata, Actinopteri, Syngnathiformes, Callionymidae. The coding region runs from base 55 to 912 and encodes 285 amino acids. Gene Ontology annotation, molecular function: protein binding. The record is from RefSeq and is a predicted model, not a curated record.
AAGUCAGAAAUACUCGACCAUUACGGAGCGACGUCCUCCACACAUGCUCAGUCCAUGUGUGCGACGCACUGGUCUCAUCCCUGGAAGGAUCCAGAGUCUCAUGUGACAGCAGCAUCCCAGCGGGCGACUUCCAACCAAAACCUGCUCAGAUUCCCUCCCCAGCUGGCUCCGCCCCCCCGCUGCCGACUUGAUAAGAUCGUUGAAGCGGAGGCGACACACAGGACGUGCGAGUUUGAUACCCAUCAGCCCACAGGAGCCAACAUGCCAGUGCCCCGGAAAGCAGGAAGAAAGAGCAAUGCAGGAGUCGAAGAGAAGUUGCCCCCUUACGAGCCCAACAUCCCAGAACCUACGACCCGAUCUGACUUCAUGAGCCAUUGGUUCCCGCUCACCCUUGAUGACAAAACUGCACAGAAGCUUCUGUGGAUUUCGGAGGGAGGGUCGAAGGUGGCUCGAUCUGCCGACGCUGUCUGUCCAUACCCCAACAGGCCCGAGAGAUACGAGCACUCCCCGCAGGUCCUGUGUAAGGAGGGGCUGCUCGGGUGUCGUGGUUACUGGGAGGUGAACUUCGAGGGCUGGGUGGUGGUCGGGGUGGUGGCCGAGAGCGCACCCCGGAAGGGCAACGAGGGCCCGUCCGGCCUGGGCGAGAACGACCGCUCCUGGGGCGUGGGCUGGUCCGGCUCCUGCUACCAGGUGUGGCACAACAGCGAGAACACGGACAUCCUUCUCCCGCUCACCCCCGUCAUCGGCGUCUACGUGGACCAGCCGGCCGGCAUCAUCAAGUUCCUCCUGGUGGAGGAGGAUGGCGAGAUGCGGCUGCUGCACAAGUUCAAGGUCAACGUCCAGGACAAGCUCUUCCCCGGGGUCUGGGUCGGCGCCAACUCGAACUGUGUUCUUCGGAAAAAGGAACAGUGACUCACUCAGUAGGUGGCACUGCACAGUUAAGGUGUCAGCUGGGAGA